Chara braunii is the source of this 1246-nucleotide messenger RNA. The record is from the annotation of a GenBank genome assembly. NCBI's taxonomy places the organism in Eukaryota, Viridiplantae, Streptophyta, Charophyceae, Charales, Characeae.
UCCUAUUGGCUGUUUCCCAUUUGUGUACUCCAGGUCUAGGUAGAGCUGGCAUCAGGUGCACUGAGAUAAACGGGGGAAGAAGAGGCCUCAGCUGGACGCUAUGGCGGCUCUGAGAGCAAAUGUAACGGGUGCUGGAUCUGCUACUAUCUCUGAAGCCAAGCAGCGGGCUUUAGAGUUCUUUCGAGAGGUCUGUCGCGAGCUUCCGGCAAUCAUGAACCGCUACAAUUUGCAUGAGGUUGUGACUUUGGGAGAGCUGCGGUCCAAAGUUGCAGCUGAGUUCCGCAAGCACUCCAGGGUUACCAACCCAAAGGUUGUGGAUAUGCUUGUGUACAAAGGAUCGGAGGAGCUGAGCAAUGUCAUGAUCCAGGCAAAGCAGAGGCAUCACAUUAUUUCGCAGUACGUCGUUGGUCCGCAAGGGAUGGUGCAGACAAAGACGCUUGGGAAAGCCGUACGUGGCGAAGAAGGGCAGUCGGAAUUCCUCAAAAUGUUUUAUGAGAGCAACAACUUUUGAGGGAAAGAAGAUGUCCAUUAUUCCCCUUUUAGGGUGUGCGCCGACCGAUGUACGCCGGCAGCUGCUGCUUAUUGGAUCCGAAGGGGUCGGUCGGAUCGCUUUGGCUUAACCUGCUUGUGGGCAGUGGCUGUUUGCUCGUGUUGUGCUGUGGGGCUGUGUGAUGACUGACAACAGGCACAUCUUCACAUGCACUUGGCAUCGCCGGAUGGAUGAACGUGUGGUAGAAUGAAUGGUUGGUUGCUUUGUGACUGAUUGUCCUCUUUCGAUGCACGUACUGUUUGGAAAAUAGGGGAGUAUAGGAACACUGACUGAUUGAGUGGUUGGUUGAUUGAUCAGUUGAUUGAGGCAUGGAUUGAUUGAUUGAUGCAUGGAUCAAUUUUGAUUGAUUCAUUGCUUGAUUGAUUGACUGGCUGAUUGAUUGAUUGAUUGACUGGCUGAUUGAAUGAUUGGUUGAUUGAUUGACUGACUGAUUGUUUGAUUGAUUCAUUUGCUCGAUUGACUGGCUGAUUGAUCAAAAUGAUUGAUGCAUGGAUGCAUUGAUUGACUGGGUGGUUGGUUGAUUGAUCGAUGUUCUGACAGGUCGCGUGAUUGAUUGAUUAAUCAAUCGACGCAGAUGAUUGUAUUAGUGAAAAAUCACUAGAGAUUGGUUCAGUUCGGGUCUGCAAAACGAAAGAAAACUUUGGAGUCUUAUCGGCAGGCAGGCAUGCAGGACUCGUGUUCUACUUUCGAACGAGG